AUUAAUAAAAAUUAACAUUUUAAUAAUAUUACUUGUAAAAAAAUGAUUAAACUUGUAAUUAUAUAUGUUAUCGCGUGUUAUCGAGGUGAAAAAGUGAAAUACAAAGUUGUAUUCUUAUUAGACCAAUUACUUAUACAUAAUGUAUAGUAAAUAUUAAAAUUAAAACAAUCGGUUAUAAUGAAAAGAUGAUACAUGAAAAUAUCAAGAAUAGAAAAAACAUUAAAGAAUUAAUUAGGAUAAUGUUUUUAAAUUGAUUUUUUAUUAAAAACUAACUUAAAAACUAACCGAAAUAUCUAUAUUUUACAAAUAUUGUCACGCGUUUUAUUUGUAUUAUAUUGUAUUAUAUUUAGUAGUAUAUAUUGAUCUUGUUGUUCUUCGAUGAACAUCAUGCGAAAAAAACUAUUUAUAAUACAGAUUAAAAUUUUCUUUGAAACAGAUGUUUUGGAAGAAAUAUCUUAUUUUAUAUUUAAUUUUGUUUUAAUUAAAAUUAAUAAAAACAUGUUAUAACAUUUCUAUAAUUUUUAUUUAGUGCAGAAAAGAAUUAAAAACAUAAAAACAAUUUUAAAUAUUUUCGUUAUAAUUAUGUUAAUUGUUAAGAUAGUUGUUUACGUGGGUGUGAUAUUUGCUUUAAUUAUUAUUUAUGUACAAAAACUAAUAUUGAUGAAGAAAAAAACCUCAAUUUGCACAUGAAAUCAAUUUUAUUUUGCCUUUGAUGCCUUUGAAAGAAAACUAAAUUAUAAAAAUUCGCGGAAAUACAUAUUGGAGUGAUGCAUUAUAAACAAAAAUUUUGCGAAUUUUUUUUUUUUUGUCGAAAUUACGUGCGUAUUGUUUUAUUUUCUAUACUUUAAUUGUGGAAAAGGAUUUUUUAUUUUGUAAAUGCAAUUAAAAGAUUUAUCACUCUGAAAAUUGCAUAUUCGAUAAAACAGGAUAAUUUUACCGUCCUCUUCCUUAAAACUUUCUAUAUUAUAGAAUAUUUCUUUUAUACUCCCAUUCAAACGCCAAAACUUAACAAAAAAAUUCAGUAAGUAAUCAAACAAUUGGAAAAUAUGUAUUAUGGCUUGUUUUGGCGUACUAUAGAUAAUGUAGCAUUCAUCUACUUUGUUAAUGCCCAGAGGCAUUGAAAAGUUAGGUGGAACAGCAAUGUCUAUUAUCUUUUUUUUUUACGACAAUAUUUCUGAGCUGUUGUAGCUGAUGUAUAGAAUCUCAUUAAAUAUGCAACCACGUUAUGUCCGUUUCAAAAGAAAAGCGUAAUAUUAUAUGACACAAUAUAAAAGCAUAGAGAAAAACUUUUCAAACGAAUAUUCGACAAACUUAUGAUGUAUUAUGAUACAGUAUUUUCCAUCUCUUGUUACAUUAAAUGUAAAUUGUUUUAUUACUCACUGUACGUUUGUAUUAUAAAAUUUUUUGUGCUGAUAACAGUUACAAUUACUUGAGGAUAGUAUUAUUAAUAUUUAAUUAAACAGUACUGGACGAAGUUAUUCGCAUAUAUGGAGAGCAUGCGCAAGGCUUUUGCUUUCUAUACCACAUGUUUAGAAGGAAAAAACGAUUCUCUUCAUGUGUUCUCCUCAUUAGUUCUCGAAAUGGAUAUUACAAAAUCUUCAGAUUAUAAGGGUAUAUUAAUUCUAUAUAUUAUUAAUGACGUAAAAUUUAAAUAUCUACUGAAUAGUUUAAUUUAACCUUCUAAAUUUUAUUUUAUAUAAAAAUAAUUGACUCUUAAAAUUUUGUUAGAUUUUAUGUGGGCAGUUAAACCUCAUCGCUUAGGUAUGGGAUUGGUCGGCUUGUGGCCUAAAACAGAAAAAUUUAUUAAGGAAAGUUUGUGGUCAGAGAUUCGAGUCGGCAUUAUUUUUAUUUUAUUAUUAUUUAUUUCUCUUCCAAUGAUAAGUGCGAUUAUACGUGUUUGGGGCAAUAUGAUCCUUUUGACAGACAAUUUACUAUUCGCAUUACCUACACUAACAGUAUUAUUAAAAUAUGUCAUCAUGCAAUGGAAAAGAGCAUGUAUGUUUAAAAUUAUUUAAAACCAAAUAUUUAGAAUUAUUCCAUUAUUUUAAUAAUAACAUCUUAGCAAUGUUUUUUUCUUUAGUUUAUUUAUAUUUUUAAGUAAUCUUUGUAACUAUAAAUAUGAUGGCGGAAGAUUGGAUGACAUCCAAAGACGAUGCAGAAAGAAAUGUAAUGAUAAGAAGAGCACGAACUGCUCGAUCAGUCAUGAUCAUUGAAUAUGUUCUUGCAUUAACAGGAGUUCUCACUGUUGUUGUUCCUCCUUAUUUUGGUAGUCAAAUGCAGUACACAACGAAUCUAACAGAUCGGAGCAAGUUAUUACCAUUAGAGACAUUUCAAUUCUACGAUGCAAAAAAAAGUCCCCAGUAUGAAUUGACAUAUUUCAUUCAUAGUAUAACAGCUUGGUUAGCAGCUAUCAUUUACAUGUCGGUAGAUAUUUUUUUGGUACUAAUAAUUCUUCAUAUUUGCGGUCAGUUAGAAAACUUCAGAUGCCAAUUAGUUAAUUUGGUUUCUUGCAAAUAUUACAACAAAGUUUUAAAUAAUAUCAUAGCAACUCAUCUGCGACUUAUCAGGAGACACAAAUCGUCAUAGGUUAUCAUACUCGAGCACAAUUUGGCACAGUUAAAUGGAGUACGAUAUACAAUGUGUUUAUUAUAGCAUUUGGGCCCACGGCUACUAUUUCAUUACCAGACUUAAUCCAGUAGCCGUAGGCCCGAAUGCUAUAUGUAUAGUAUCAAGUAAAAUGUUACGCUUUCCGCUCUACUCUAUGCACGCUCCGUUUAUCUCUCUCUCUCUCUCUCUCUCUCUCUCUCUCUC
Messenger RNA from Monomorium pharaonis (pharaoh ant), 2811 nucleotides. RefSeq lists its product as uncharacterized. The transcript has 2 exons. Gene Ontology annotation, biological process: sensory perception of smell. Gene Ontology annotation, molecular function: odorant binding; olfactory receptor activity. Lineage: Eukaryota; Metazoa; Arthropoda; Insecta; Hymenoptera; Formicidae. The record is from RefSeq and is a predicted model, not a curated record. Bases 2119 to 2586 code for a protein of 155 amino acids. Gene Ontology annotation, cellular component: membrane.